This is a messenger RNA of Stegastes partitus (bicolor damselfish), 4012 nucleotides long. RefSeq names its product angiomotin like 2a (gene amotl2a). The coding region runs from base 210 to 2309 and encodes 699 amino acids. Gene Ontology annotation, cellular component: plasma membrane; cytoplasmic vesicle; bicellular tight junction. Gene Ontology annotation, biological process: actin cytoskeleton organization; angiogenesis; establishment of cell polarity involved in ameboidal cell migration. The transcript is spliced from 11 exons. NCBI's taxonomy places the organism in Eukaryota, Metazoa, Chordata, Actinopteri, Pomacentridae. The record is from RefSeq and is a predicted model, not a curated record.
CUGCUGCUGCCGCCGGUGCGCACACACAUGGAGGAAAGGAGCUCUGGAAGCCUGUGGACGGAUUUACAAUAAACUCCGAGCACUGAACCGAGAUACUACGACACUGUUCGCUGUGUGAUGACACUAUAAUCCGAUCUGUGAUUUGUGAAGUUCCCAUAUCACCACAUCGAGACUUGUUUUUGUUUUUAACUUAUUUCUGUCUGACUGAGAUGAGAACCGCUGAGGACUCCUCUGGAACGGUCCUGCACCGUCUCAUCCAAGAGCAGCUCCGCUACGGAAACCUGACAGACACUCGCACUCUCCUGGCGAUCCAGCAGCAGGCCCUGCGCGGAGGCAGCGGCGGCGGCACCGGCAGCCCCCGCUCCUCUCUGGAGAGCCUGACUCAGGAGGAGACCCAGUACAUCCAGAUGUCAACGCGGCAGGAGCCUCAAGGCCAGGAGCACCAGGGGGACUGCCUGCACUCUGAGAGCUCCGUGUGCCACCUGUACCAGCUACACGGGGAGGAGCUGCCCACUUAUGAGGAGGCCAAAGCCCACCUGAUCUCCCAGCAGGAGCAGGCGGAGCAGGACGGGCCCGGCAUGGACAUAAUGGGAGGUCGAGGUGAGGGUCAGUGGGAUCUGAAGAGAGAGCAUGCUCGCUCUCUGAGUGAGAGGCUCAUGCAGCUCUCUCUGGAGAGAAAAGCACCCAGAGACGGUCUGGCCAUGAGCUCCUCACACAGCUAUCCACAGCUGUACAAUAACAGUAAUGUUACAAACGCUGUGGCUCCUGACAGACAUGGGGCCCAACAGUGGCCUGACCAGCGUGGACCCCCUCCAGACUAUCCUCUCUGCGCCAGGAUUCCCGGAUACAUGCUGAGUCACUCACAGGAGCACGUACAGUACCACCGAGACCCUCCUCCCCCCUUCUACUCCCAGCAUCACAGUAGGUAUGUGUCUGCUCAGACCCAGGUGGCUCACAGCAGCAUCAUCGCAGCCUCUGGCAAUAACUCUGCUCAUAACGAUGUGUUGAUGCGGGAGAACGAGCGGCUCAGGAGGGAGCUGGAGGUUUACACCGAGAAGGCCGCCAGGCUGCAGAAGCUGGAGUUAGAGAUUCAGAGGAUAUCUGAGGCUUAUGAGACCCUGAUGAAAGGCUCUGCCAAGCGGGAAACUCUGGAGAAAACAAUGAGAAAUAAGCUGGAGGCUGAGAUUAAGAGGAUGCAUGACUUCAACAGAGACCUGAGAGAUCAACUUGACACAGCGAACAAACACCGAGCAGCCAAGGAGGCUGAGUGUACAAACCAGAAGGAGCACGUCUUUGCGAAACUUCUUGAACAAAAUGAGGAGCAGCAGCGGGAGCGUGAACGUCUGGAGAGGCAGAUUCAACAUCUGCGAGUGUCCGGCGAGGAGGGCCAGCGGAGACGCGAGCUGCUGGAACAGGCUCUGGCCUCGGCUCAAACCCGCAACCGGCAGCUGGAGGAAGAGCUGCAGAGGAAGAGGGCCUAUGUAAAGAAGGUGGAGCGGCUGCAGAGCGCGCUGGCUCAGCUGCAGGCAGCCUGCGAGAAGAGGGAAGCGCUGGAGCUGCGACUGCGUACUCGGCUGGAGCAGGAACUGAAAAGCCUCAGAGCGCAACAGAACCAGACAUCUGACAGCACAGCCUCAGAACUGAGCUCGUCCACGCAGCUGAGGGAGAAAGAGGAGCGUAUUCUGGCCCUGGAGGCCGACAUCACCAGGUGGGAGCAGAAGUACCUGGAGGAGAGCACCAUGAGGCAGUUUGCAAUGGAUGCAGCCGCCACUGCUGCAGCACAGAGGGAUACAACCAUCAUCAAUCAUUCACCAAGACAUUCACCCAACAGCAGUUUCAAUGAAGAUCUGCCUUUGUCCAAUCAUAGACACCAGGAGAUGGAGAACAGGAUUCGGGCGCUUCACGCUCAGCUCCUGGAGAAGGACGCUGUGAUCAAAGUCCUUCAGCAGCGCUCUAGAUGGGAGCAGGGCAAACUGGAGAAGCAGAGCCUUCGUCCAGCCCGAUCCGUCCCCUCCAUCAACACCGUGACCAGCAGCACCGACAGUAAAGCAAAGAGCCUCUCAGAUGACCAGACAGGUGCUGCUGCGCUGCAGCCUCGGCCCUUCGUCUCAGCCAAGAGGCCGAGCAGAGACUCCAGCACUCAGAGUGACGAGGUCCCGCAGGAGCCCGAAGCAGAGGCUGACAUAGAAAAGACGUCUGAGCUGACCUCAGCAGCUUCCACUGACACCUCGGAGGAGUCAAGGGCGCAGCUUAAGACGCUCAAGAGCAUCAACAGCUCGGACACAGAGGUGGUCGAAAUCCUCAUUUGAAUGCAGCUCAUAGACUGACGGAUGACAGAAGCUGUUGGCCGAGGUGUUAAAGGCCUUCCUCCAAGUCUGAGUCCAGAGUGUGGCACAGUUUGUUAAGGAGAGCUGAGCUUUCCUUCUGCUGUUUCUGCACAGUUCACAAACAGACAGUGGGAAUUCUCUAAGGUACCUGGACAGUAUUCUGCAUCAUGAUAGGAACUGGGCUGCUGAUUGUGCAUAUGUUGUGCAUGUUAUUUUUGUAGUUCUGUAUUGUAUUUAUAUUUGUAAAUGCUGCUCAUAUUGUGAUGUCUGUUUGGGAGGUGAGGAUCACUCAUCUUGGUGUGCUCCACUUUUUAAAUUAUAUACAAAUGACUCACUUCUCUGGAUUACGUGACUGUGUUUGUUUGGUUCAUCCUAAAUUUCCAGUAGCAUCCCUAUGACCAUGCCCUCUAAAACUAUUUAUAAAUUACUCAAAAUAAACGUCCUCCAUGUUUUCAUACCAUGUUUGGGGAUUAUUCUGUUUAACAGGAUGCCUCGAACCUAAAUUAACAGUUGCUUCUCUCUUUUAAAAUAUAUUUGGGGGCCCUGCUCACAGCUCAGCAAAGGAUUUGGAAACUUCCUUUGAAUGUGGAGCCCGCAGAACGCCUCUUAAAAAAGCCUGCGAGGAUUGACAGCGUUUCACCGGGGUCUAAUUUUCCAGAUCCCGGGUUAAUGUUCGGGGCCUCACAUGGCGACUGCGCAACAUUUCGCUCCCCUCCGAUGACACACCGGAGCUAAUCUUCUCACAUUCCUUGCUGAGGGAAUGCUCCCGUUAAAGAAAAAGGCUAUCUAAAGUCUGACCCCUCGCCCUUGUUAAAAUGGCAGGCAUUCUCCACAUGAUUCCUUUUCUGGGGCUGGUUAUUUCUUCUGAGCCGUGGUAGCUGGUUCUACCAUGAGCGCAGAAAUGGUCAACUAUAAUUGGCCUGCAUUUGCUACUUGUUGUCCUCAUCACUGUGUUAUAUUCAGCUGUGUUUUCUCCAUCGCUCAAGUAUCUCACAUUUCCGAGCAGGCUAUACACUUAACAUGGAAUUUUCUAUUUAUUUCUCCCUGCAUAAUGUAGGAUCACUGAACACUGCUGAAUGUAUACUCCUGUUUUCAAAAAAAGUGCUUUGUAUUUAACUGGAAUGUGCCACAGUUCAGAUUUGUUCUGCUCUUUAGAGGGAAAGGCCGCAAAAAUUCACCAUCAGGGGAUUUCUGAAGAAGCUCCCAUCCAGUUUUCAAAUGUCGGAUUUAUUGGGUUUCCUUGUUGACAACAUUAUGAACAGGAUAAUUGUCUAAAGUGUAUAAACAAUGUGUGAAACCACAUUUAACUGGUAUUCCCCCUCAAGCUUGUUCAUCAUAUUUCCCUGUCACAGUGCAUUUGCUGGUGAAUGCAGUGUGUUCAUUGGCGUUACUGCCCUUCAUUUAUUUUGGAAUGUGUUUACAAGAAUGGCAAUUUGAAGUGAGAGAAGUUAAUAUAUUUUGUAUUUUUUUCAUUUAUAUAUGUGUAAUUGUAUUGUUUUCUUGGUGCCAAAGAUAUACUCUACUUUUAAGUUAUAACUGAUGACAAAUACAAAAGGUCCUGUUAAGGCACCUUGCUUCAGCUGGUUGACCCAAUUUGAUGUUGCUGUGAACUUUUAUAAGGAAACAUUUGUAUGUAUGCCUUAACAUUUCACAAUAAUAGAAUAAAUUCUUAAUAUAUGUCUGAU